AGAACCGCGGAAGUGACGUCAUUAAUAAGUACCUCUUACUGUCGAUCUUCCGCCGACCAGCCAAGCUGCGAUUACGCCGCACAAAAAACAUCCUUGCUUGUCAAUGCGGAGAGAGCCGACGCUUCUACGAGAGCCAUUUCUUCCUCCUCAGAACCCCACGCUGCGAGCUUUCCACAUGAGUGACGGGGAGUGUAACUUCUUCUGCUUCUUCCGCUGCUGCUGAGCGCGCUCCGUGCGCGCCUCGGGCAGACGGGAAGGCAGCGACGUGAGCCGGUGUGCGAGGAGCUGCUUCACACGCCCCGCGUCAGCCAAUCGCACCGCUUGGACGGGUAGGCGGGCCGUCCACCUGUCCGGGCAGGUUGAGUCGAGCGACCGGAUGUCCGUGGACAUGAACAGCCAGGCGUCGGACAGCAAUGAGGAAGACUUUGGGGUGAACUCUGAAGAUGAGGAGGACGACGACGAUGACGACGGAGGAGAGGACGACGAUCAGGGCGACAUAUCGACCUACUACGAGGGCGUGGCCAGCGACGUGGAGCAGCAGGGCGCCGACUCCUUCGACCCGGAGGAGUACUCGUUCACCUGUCUGACCUACAAAGAGAGUCAGAGGGUGCUGAUAGAGGAGGUGAACACUGUGGCCGCCGCGCUGAAGGUUUUACCAGCGGUAGCGAAACUGAUCCUGGUGCAUUUGCACUGGCAGAUUUCACAAAUCCUGGACAGAUUUAAGUCCAACGCGUCUCUGCUGUUGUCAGACGCUCUGGUGCAGCCCAGCAGCACCUGCAGAUCAGUCACAGCCCCUCAGUCGCUCCAGUGUGGCGUGUGUCUGCAGGUCGUGCGGCGAGACACCCUGCUGGCUCUGCCCUGCCAGCACUCCUUCUGCAAAGCAUGCUGGGAGCAGCACUGCACUGUCCUGGUCAAAGAUGGCAUCGGAGUGGGUAUCUCGUGUAUGGCUCAGGAAUGUUCCCUGCAGAUGCCAGAAGACUUUGUCAUGCCGUUGCUUCCAGGAGAGGAGCUGAAGGACAAAUACAGACGCUACCUCUUCAGAGACUAUGUCGAGAGUCACUUUCAAUUGCAGUUAUGUCCAGGGGCCGACUGUCCCAUUGUCAUCAAGGUGCAGGAGCCCCGGGCGCGCAGGGUGCAGUGUAGCCGCUGCAGUGAAGUCUUCUGUUUUAAAUGCCGUCAGAUGUACCACGCACCCACAGACUGCGCAACAAUCCGGAAAUGGCUGACGAAAUGUGCCGAUGACUCUGAGACCGCAAACUACAUCAGCGCACACACUAAAGAUUGUCCUAAGUGCAAUAUUUGCAUUGAGAAGAACGGAGGGUGCAAUCACAUGCAAUGCUCCAAGUGCAAACACGACUUCUGCUGGAUGUGUCUUGGCGACUGGAAGACUCACGGCAGUGAAUACUACGAGUGCAGCCGCUACAAAGAAAACCCAGACAUAGUGAACCAGAGCCAGCAGGCUCAGGCCAGAGAGGCCCUCAAGAAAUACCUCUUCUACUUCGAGAGGUGGGAGAAUCACAACAAGUCUCUACAGUUGGAGGCUCAGACGUACCAGAGGAUCCAGGAGAAGAUCCAGGAGAGAGUGAUGAACAACCUGGGAACCUGGAUCGACUGGCAGUACCUGCAUAACGCUUCAAGGCUACUGGCCAAGUGUCGCUACACGCUGCAGUACACGUACCCGUAUGCCUAUUACAUGGAGUCCGGCCCUCGCAAGAAACUGUUUGAGUACCAGCAGGCCCAGCUGGAAGCAGAAAUAGAAAACCUGUCAUGGAAGGUGGAGCGGGCCGACAGCCACGAGAGGGCAGUGGUGGGAGGCGAGGGGGAGCUCAGCGCCAGCGACAGAGGGGAUCUGGAGAACCAGAUGCACAUUGCUGAGAAGAAGCGACGCACGCUGUUGAACGGUUUCCAAGACACCUAAAGCUCUGUUGCAACUGCAAAGCACCAGCAUCUCCCUCCUUGCUUCCUUCCUUUCUUACUUGCCUCCGCUCUUCGCUUCCUUCCACGACCGUCCCUCGGUGUCGGUGCAGUCAUACUGAUCCCCUCUUUUUGCAUCUGCACUUGCCCAUUCGCUUCUUGCUUUCCCUCCUCUCACUCCCAUAAUGCUGCAGGGCUACAGAAUGGCACGAUUGUAUCUCCCUUUCACAUCCACACCUCAUUCACAUGUUUUGGCUCUGGAGCGACACAUUCACAAGGGUUAAAGCUUUUCACAUCGCAUCCUAAAGUCACACAAGUACUUGUCAUGUGUCUGUUUGUGUGCUUGAAUUGCACAAAAGGCAUUUGGACGAUGACACAAGCAGCUAGAAACAACUUAUUUGAAAGAGUCAGAGUGACAAUAUUCCUGUGAUGCUAGAAUAUUCAUUGGAGGAAAAUGAUGGAGAAGCUUUUGCUGAUGAGCAGACAGGGAAGAUGUAGAGGAUGAUGCACGUCAUUUUAAGGAGACCGUGCUCGUUGUGGGCCUGUAUUUUGGGGUUUCAGUACUUAUUGGAUUGGCCUGAACCCUUUAAUACGAGUAGGCAAGAACACAUGCUAAGUUGCUUUUCCCAUAACAUUUCAAAUGUUCUGUUACUGUUGGUUUAAUUAACCUAAAUAAAAAAACAAGUUCAUAACGGCAGAGAUAAAUGAGGAGCCGUCGACCGUUUUAUGGAAGUGGAGUACGUGAUCCUUCCCAAUCUUUACGAAACAAACCACAUCUACCAUGACCGGUGCAACUUCACAGGAGGUUAUCGAUGGCAGAUUAUGGAGCGCUUUCAUAGUGUCGGUAUUUGUUUGCAGCAUCCUUCCAUAAAGGUGUACAUUGUGACCAGAAGUUUCACAAUAAACACACCUUCCCGUGUGGUUUGUUUGUAUUAGUACUUAACCGAACGAACUACUGCCAGCAAAUAUUUUGAGUCAAUGUUUUUUUCGCCGUACAACUACUACAAUAGGCGUUCUUGUCUCUACAUACUCGUACUGAUGUCGUUGCUUGAUUGUGUCCAGCUAGUUUAGAUCCAAACCAGUGGGAGCCAGACCUUCUCCUCAGCAAUCCAACCCUGGCACCUUCACUGUUCAGAUGAGGAACCUGAGCGUAAUCCCAGGCAUUCAUGCACACUACAGCACCCACCACACAUUGACAUAGCAUUCGCACACACACACACAUACACCAUGCUCACGUUGACUCUCAUGCUCAAACACUCCUGCAGAAAAUAAACGUCAACAGUUAAUUUGUCUCCUUCCCCCAUCUUGUGCUCGCUUCUCUUUUGUUUCCGUUCAUUCCCUCGCUCUAUUUUGCUUUAUUUUUGUCUUUUUUCUUGCUCACAUUGUUCAGUUUUCUCCUGGAAAAUGGCUGUUGAUAGAUCGUUUAAAAAAAAAAAGGAAAAAAAUGGUUGUAAUUUUCAACAGUUGUACAUUAAUACAGAAAUAGUUACUGAGAGUUUUUAAAACCAGA
Gasterosteus aculeatus aculeatus (three-spined stickleback) is the source of this 3424-nucleotide messenger RNA. Its product is annotated as inosine-5'-monophosphate dehydrogenase 2. Gene Ontology annotation, biological process: protein ubiquitination; proteolysis; GTP biosynthetic process. Gene Ontology annotation, molecular function: zinc ion binding; aspartic-type endopeptidase activity; ubiquitin-protein transferase activity. The record is from RefSeq and is a predicted model, not a curated record. Gene Ontology annotation, cellular component: cytoplasm. NCBI's taxonomy places the organism in Eukaryota, Metazoa, Chordata, Actinopteri, Perciformes, Gasterosteidae.